Messenger RNA from Scophthalmus maximus (turbot), 2454 nucleotides. It is a transcript of the gene sp7, whose product is annotated as Sp7 transcription factor. Gene Ontology annotation, molecular function: RNA polymerase II cis-regulatory region sequence-specific DNA binding; DNA-binding transcription factor activity, RNA polymerase II-specific. The transcript is spliced from 2 exons. The record is from RefSeq and is a predicted model, not a curated record. Gene Ontology annotation, biological process: regulation of transcription by RNA polymerase II. Lineage: Eukaryota; Metazoa; Chordata; Actinopteri; Pleuronectiformes; Scophthalmidae. Bases 98 to 1483 code for a protein of 461 amino acids.
CCCGCGCUCGUGCCCAACUUCUUCCAAACUGUCCCGGGACGCAGAGCGGCGCUUCUCCCACUCCCCCUCAGCUUCCUUAGGAUUUUGUUUCUCAGGGAUGGCCGCAUCUAUUCUGGAGGUAGGGAAUGUAAUUGAAGACGCACGCUAUGGCUCCAGUCCUCUGGCUAUGUUAACUGCUACCUGUAACAAGUUCGGCAGCACCAGCCCAAUCAGGGAUUCGGCAACACCCGGUAAGACCGGCAGCGCAACUCCACUAAAGAAGGCCUACACGAUGACCUCUGACCUUCAGACAGCGAAGAACGGACGGAACAUAGACGGCAGUGGCCUGGCGGACUCCUACACUGGCUCCUUCACCACAGCUGGAGGAGGGGGAGGAGGUGGUGGGCUGCUUACACCCACCGGUAGCCCCCCUCCUUCCGCCGGAGGCUACGCUACAGAAUAUAACCCUUUCUCCCACUCCUUCCAGACCUCCGUCUCCCAGGACCCGUCUCUUUUAGUGUCCAAGGCCCACGCUACGGCCGAUUGCCUCACUAGUGUCUAUACCUCACUGGAUAUGACACAUCCCUAUGGCUCCUGGUAUAAAGCCGGUAUCCACCCUGGCAUUACUGCGGCCCCUGCUAAUGCCACAUCCUCCUGGUGGGACGUCCACCCCAACUCCAACUGGCUGUCAGCAACGCAGCCCCAGGCGGACGGAGGCCUCCAGGCCUCCCUGCAGCCUGUAGCACCGCAGGCUUCCCUGAGCCCACAGUUAUCCAGUUACAGCACCGACUUUACGCCCCUCAACCCAGCGCCUUACCCUUCUGUGGGACUGGGCUCCUCCUCACAUCUCCUACAGCCUUCCCAGCACAUGCUGCCCCAGGACAUGUACAAGCCCAAGCCUGUGCAAAGUUCAGGGCUGAUUGAGAGUCCCAUGGGCCUAAAGCCCGCCAGGGGAUCAGGGGGCUACAGCGGAGGGGCACCCACUAGGUCCUCAUGUGACUGCCCCAACUGCCAGGAGCUGGAGAGGCUGGGAGCCUCCGCCGCAUCCCUGAGGAAGAAGCCGGUCCACAGCUGCCACAUCCCCGGCUGCGGGAAGGUCUACGGCAAGGCCUCCCACCUCAAAGCCCACUUACGCUGGCACACCGGCGAGCGGCCCUUUGUCUGCAACUGGCUGUUCUGCGGGAAGCGCUUCACCCGCUCGGACGAACUGGAGAGGCACGUGCGCACGCACACGCGGGAGAAGAAGUUCACCUGUCUACUGUGCAACAAGCGUUUCACGCGCAGCGACCACCUCUCAAAGCACCAGAAGACCCACGCGGACACCGCGAUGCAGGGGAAAGCUGUGGCCGUGGAGGGAGACGCAGAUCCACGGAGCGAAGAGACCGCAGAGCUCAACGCCAGCGCUGUACCCACCAAUCCCGCAGGCGACCAAAUCGCCAACGGAGAUGAGAAGACUGGCACACCUAACGGAGUAGAGAACAGCAGUGGACUGUUGGAGAUCUGACUUCAUUAAAACCCUCUGUUCAGUACCAGUGUUUUGAGACAUGGUGGGUUCAGUUUCAUGGUGAAAAAUCCACCUUUUUAAUAAAAAAAAUAAUGAUUUUGUUUCAUGACGUACAAAGGACACCAAGUUUAUAAGACUUGAUAUGUUAAAUGACUGAGAAGGGAACAAUCGCUUCAUUUUGUCUGGACCACACACACACAUACACAAACACACAUGUUUCACAAGCACAAAACACGAGCAAGCCUGCAAAUUUAUACCAAUGCACAAAUGUAUGCAGGCACACACAAAUAUGACCAACCAAGCCCGGACGUACGUGAACACAAAUAUAUCAUGUGUAUUGCGUGAGCACAUACAGCACACGUGCACAGAGAUAACUAUGAGCAAAUGUGCAAGCAUAUGUAACGCAUACAUACAUGCAAGCGCUCACACACACAAACUGGCGUCUGCGCACACACACACACACACACACACACACACAAACAAGUAAACACGGUCAUGCACACAUUUUGUAGCCUACACGUAUUUUCUGCCUUUCAAAUGAGACAAACCACUGGGGAAAUUUAAUCUGCAAAAGCAGAAGGAAAAGAGCUCUGAAGCCGCAAAAGGAAAGUAGUUUUACAACGAGACUUAUGGUCGGGAUGAUGGAGUUGAUGGAGCGUUGCAUGCCUCGAGAAAAAUCUGAUUUACAGCUGUACUUUGAUACUUAUUCAUUAUUCUUGAAACAAUCACAGGACAGUCUCACAUACCGCUUCUUGUUGCCAAAGACAUUUGGUUUUGCAUUUCACUUUUGUUUGCUGUUUGCUUCUUACUAUGUCUAAUUUAAUUUCAUAUUUACAUAAACAACCUAAUUUAUGUCUUAAAUUAUACACAUGGAAGAUUAUCUUGCACCCUGUAUGAGAUAUAAUGCCUGAAAAAAAAAGAAGCAAGAUGGUUGAAGCUGGCCAAAAAUUAAAUAAAAUGCAUUAAAUUAA